CCUCUUCAUAGUCUCAUACGACCUUCGAAAAAUCUCGCCGUGUCCUUCAACGAAGAACUGAGAGAAAAAAAAUGGAGUUAUUCGCCAAAGGCACGGCCGUAAGAUUAAGGAGCUGUCACGAAAAAUACAUUUUCGCCGUCGACGACGAGAAAACCGUCCGUCAAAGCUCUGACGGAAAGUCACGGCAAUCUAUAUGGACGGUGGAGAUGGUGCCACGUAAACCCAAACUCAUCCGUCUCAAGAGCUGCUACGGCAAGUAUUUGACGGCGAGCGAGUCGUCGUUUCUUCUUGGGAUGACGGGGGCAAGGGUCAUACAAACGCCGCCGUUUCGUCAGGCGGAGUACGAGAGCAACUGGGAGCCGAUACGAGACGAGUCAACGGUUAAACUCAUGUCGUGGAACGAUAAAUAUCUUCGCGGGAACGGAGGAGCUCCGCCGUGGAAAAACUCCGUGACGUGCGACGGUGAACCGCACUUGUCGACGACCAAGAAAUGGAUCUUGUGGUCCGUUGAGCUCGUUGAUGAUCCUGAGAAAGUUUCGUUCGCCGAUCGUUUCUCGUCCCCGGCGUCGAGUUUUAACUCGUCGGUCUCAGACGACGGGUCGAAUCACGGGUCAUCACCGGUUCGAAAGUUACAUACUUUUGGAUCAUCUGAAUCUAUCGGGUCGGAUCCUGGGUCGCUUGCAUCUGUUACCUCUUCGAAACUUAUGUUUACUCCGUCAAUGUCGGGUACAUUGUCCCAAAAACCAACAGAGAGGAAAAGUUCGAAGAAGUUACUAACAGAGAAUGUAACAGCGAUGGACAUGUUCCGGGAUGCCAAAACGGUGCGUUUACGAAGCAGUGCACAUGAGAAAUAUUUGAUAGCUGAUGACGACGAAGAGACUGUGGUAAUUGGAAGAAACGGGUCGUCCAAGGAGGCUCGGUGGAGAGUAGAAUUAGUACCCGGAUCCGAGAAGGCGAUCCGGUUAAAGAGCUGUCACGGUGGAUACUUGACGGCGUCGAAUGAGAGGUUGUUGUUGGGAGCGACGGGGCAUAAGGUGGUGCAGUCGAGGAGGAUAAGAGUGGACGAGCCGGCGGGAGAGUGGGAGCCUGUGAAGGAAGGUUUAAAGGUGAAGCUAAGGAGUAGAAACGGCGGGAAUUAUUUAAGAGCCAAUGGGGGAAUGCCACCUUGGAGGAAUACGGUUACUCAUGAUUUACCGAACCGGAGUGUUACGCAGAGUUGGGUGGUUUGGGAUGUUGAUUUGGUCGACAUUCAUGGAACCGACAUGGAUGCUGACGUGGAAAGACAAAAUUUGUAUCAUCAGCAAAUGGAUUUUUUCAAUCAAGCUAAAGCCGUAAGGAUGCGUAACGUCCAUGAUAAGUAUCUAGCGGCGGACGAGGACGAGGAGACGGUGACUCAAGACAGGAAUGGUUCAGACAAGAGAGCUAGAUGGACUGUGGAGCCGGUUCGUGGUUCCUUUGAAGUGAUCCGUUUGAGGAGUUGUUACGGCAAUUACCUUACCGCUUCGAACGAGCGGUUCUUGCUCGGCGCCACUGGACGUAAAGUGGUCUUGUCGAAACCGAGUCGACUUGACUCGUCUGUUGAGUGGGAGCCGGUACGAGACGGGUCUAAAAUGAAGCUGAAGACGAGAUACGGCAACUUGCUUCGAGCCAACGGUGGACUUCCUCCGUGGCGCAACUCUGUCACUCAUGACACUCCUCACGUAUCGGAAUCUUUCUUGUGGGAUGUUGAUAUCGUCGAGAUUUUGGUGGGAACGGCAACUCCAGCUCCAGCUCCGGUGGCAACUCCUCCGCCGCAUAGGAGGCCAUCGUAUACUUCAGUUUCUAGAUCAUCUUCAGAUAGAUCCGAGGAAGAGUUGACCAUGUCGCCGCCGAAAUCUGAAGGAAGGAUCAUAUAUUACCACAUCGCUGACGAGGAAGGUCACGUGGAGGACGAAUCAGCCGUUGGAUAUGCUUUGACGUUCAAAGGAAACACCGUGGAGCAGUUGACGCAGGCGCUUCAAGAAGAGACUAGCAUAGAUGAUUUUGUGGUGUGUACACGCAAUCCUUUAAACGGCAAGCUGUUUCCAAUUCGUUUGCAGCUUCCACCAAAUAGCGGAACAAUGCAUGUCGUUUUAGUACCUUCAAGUAGUUCUUAAACGGCAAGCUGUGUGGUUUUCCCUUGAUCUCGAAUGUAAUAUAGUAGUGGUCGAAGUAUUAAGCUCAAGACUCGGGAGUCAAGUUGCUUCCAUUAGGUAAGACCGUAAGAGUGUUUAAUAUUAAUUAUAGGAUUAUUAUUAUGGAUUGGUAUUAAUCUUUCAUUUAUUGUACAUAAGUUUGUUUUGUAAACGAAGCUACAAGCUUCGCCAUUUUUUUAUGUGAACAUUCUCAAUCAAGAAUUGAUUUUUUUUAGUAAAAGACUUUCGCAUGA
Capsella rubella is the source of this 2407-nucleotide messenger RNA. RefSeq lists its product as uncharacterized. The coding region runs from base 72 to 2135 and encodes 687 amino acids. The record is from RefSeq and is a predicted model, not a curated record. The transcript has 5 exons. NCBI's taxonomy places the organism in Eukaryota, Viridiplantae, Streptophyta, Magnoliopsida, Brassicales, Brassicaceae.